AUGCACAGCACUGAGCUGUCCACAGUGGUGUCAAGACUCAGAGAGCUGAUGACCCUGUUCAAUCCGGCACUGAUUAGUCCUCCGUCAGACGAAACAAACCUGUACGCCUCUCAGUUUGUACAACACAGCACGCUGUUGGAGCAGGCCAAGGACGUGUCCCUCUACCUCCAAAACAGUCAGGUCAUUGAUGCGGACAGAGACUGGAAGCUGCUUCUUCUCUUUGUUCAGAUGGAUCAGCUCUGUGCCUGUGAGCAGGUUCAGUCUGUCAUCAAAGCCGUAGUUGAAGAGGUAGAUGAUGCUCUGCAGUUGUUGCACACUCAGCUGAAGCGGACCAUCGUCAGUGUGGCAUUGUGGGAUGGAGAGCAUGACAGGUUCUACAACAAGAUGUGUCCAUGCAUGGGGACAAACAGUGAAGGAGAUAUCAGACUUCAGAGGGCCAUACUGAGUCAGGCUCUGCAGGAGUCCUUGGAUCAACUUUUGGUGAAGAAGCGCUGGUACGGAGACAGAGAUGACUUCGCUGUCAUUGUGCAGGACACACCUUUCAUCACAGACCCUUCAUCUAGUGGAAAGCCUCUCUCUGAGUCGCAAGCAUCACAACAAACUGAUAACCUGAUGGUGCAGAUGUGGACAAACCUGCUGCAGCCCACCAGUGGCCAACACAGCACAGAAGACAAUGGAAAGAUUAUUGCAUUGCCAUGUCCAACUGAGGACCGGCCCUUCCUGAGGACGGAGGGAAAUUCGCCUUCAUAUCACUACAGUGAUGCCUCUCCUCUCCUUCUCCCAUUUACAGGUACAGAGAUGCCCUGUGAGGACUUUAGCCCCUCAUCCUCCACACCCAGCUCAGUCCAUGAACUCAGGCCUGGAGAUAUCAAAGUGGUGGCUGCUGUGGGAGACUCUCUGACAGCUGGUAAUGGUAUAGCAUCCAGCUCUAACAACGUCCUGGAUGUCCUGCGUCAGUACAGAGGUUUAUCCUGGAGUAUUGGUGGAGAUGGAAACCUCACAACGGUCACCACGCUGCCCAACAUCUUAAAACAUUUUAACCAAAACCUGACGGGCUACUCUGUUGGCACGGGCAAGCAGCAAACUCCUGAGGCUUUCCUCAACCAGGCCGUAGCCGGAGCUAAGAGCAAGGACAUACCAAAACAGGUCCGAACCCUGGUAGCAAGGAUGAAGAAUGACUCUAGAAUCAAUUUUGAAUCAGAUUGGAAGGUGAUCACCAUCUUUAUCGGUGGAAACGACGUCUGUGACCAUUGCUACAACUCUCUGCUCUACUCUGUAGAGAAUUAUGCCCGCAAUGUUCGCGACAGCCUGGAUUAUCUUCACAAAGAGGUGCCUCGGGCUCUGGUGAACUUAAUAGAGCCUCUCCAUAUUACCCCACUGAGAGAAAUGCACAUGGACACUUCACUUAAAUGCCCAACAUGGCUAGUAAAUAUACUGUGUCCUUGCGUUAUCCUGCCAAAGGCCAACUCUAAAGCCCUUCAAAUGGUGGAGGACAUCAAUAGAGGCUAUCAGCGUUCACUGCUUGAGCUUGUGGAGUCAGGUCGCUAUGACACUCGCUCAGACUUCACUGUGGUUGUCCAGCCUUUCUUCAGAGACAUCAUCUUUCCCAGACUGCCGGAUGGCCGUGCCGAUCGCUCCUUCUUCAGUGCUGAUUGCUUCCAUCUCAGCCAGAAGGCCCAGACGCUGAUGGCUCGCUCCCUCUGGAACAACAUGCUGGAACCUCUGGGCAGUAAGACUUCCGUACAGGAUUUUAUUGAGAACAUUAACCUGAAAUGUCCAAACAAGACUUCCCCAUACAUACGGACCUAUAACAACAGCAAUUACAUGUAUGCUGGUCCCUCUCCAACACCUGGACCUAUCACAAACUGGGGAAGUGACUUCUCUUGUGUGGACCUUGCUCCAUCUGACACUGCACCAACCUCAGUUCACAAGCUGAGACCAGGAGACAUCACGGUGGUGGCAGCACUGGGAGACUCUUCAACGGCAGGUACUGGCGCUAAAGCAAAGAACCUGUUUCAACUCAAUACAGACUACAGAGGAGUAUCGUGGAGCAUCGGAGGGGAUAAAACUCUGGAGACUGUUACAACACUACCAAACAUCUUGAAGAAGUUCAACCCCUCCUUAAAGGGUUUCUCCAGAGGCCAGGGCUUGUUACAGAAGGGUUUCAACAUGGCUGUACCUGGAGCUAAGACCUCAGUGAUCCCAGAACAAGUCCAAGUUCUCAUCAAGGCCAUGAGAGAAAAAAAGGAGGUGAAUUUUGAAAAGGACUGGAAACUUGUGACAAUAUUCGUUGGGGGGAACGAUCUUUGCCAUUACUGCCUGGACCAAAAUAACCUGUCACCCAAGAACUAUAGUCACAAUCUUAUGAUCAGUUUGGACAUGCUUUACAAAGAGGUACCAAGGUUGUUGGUUAAUGUCGUGGAGCUCUUGCAGAUAGAUCCACUAAAGACAGUUAAGAAAGACACACUUGGCUGUUCCCUCUUGCAAAGGACCAACUGUCCUUGUGUUAUCAACCCAGUUGAAAACUCCCCAGAGCUCGAAGAGCUCAAACGCAUCAACCACGAGUAUCAGGCUGAGAUCCAGCAACUUAUUUCUGGAAAUCGUUACGAUGGAAAGGAAGACUUUGCUGUUGUCCUUCAACCCUUUUUACACAAUUUAUUUAUCCCUCAUAUUGGAGUGGGUGAGGCUGACUCGAGUUUCUUCUCUUUGGACUGUUUCCACAUCAGCGAGCGAGCUCAUGCUGAGAUGGCUAUUUCCCUGUGGAACAACAUGUUGGAGCCUGUAGGCAGAAAACAGACCUACAAUAACUUCACAUAUGACCGCUCCAAGAUUCACUGUCCCUCUGAGGCCAGUCCCUUCAUCUUCACUAAGGUCAACAGCCUAACACCAGUGACCACCAACCCCUCCACGACCAGCUCUCCUGUGUCAGACUCCUUCAUCAGCACCAUAGAAACCAUUCCUGUGCCCAAGUGUCCCUCCUCUAUGCCUGUGUGGGUGCCAGUGAUUGUGGGAAUCAUCAGCUUACUGGCUGGCGUUACUGUUGCCUGGUUAAUUCUGUCCCGCUGUCAGCGUCGUGAAAACAAAGCGGAGAGAGCGGUAGAAAUGCAAGGGACUGGUUUUUAAUGCAUUUGUUCUUGUCAAGCUGUGUUUAUUAUCAACAGUAUAUAUUUAAGCCUUAAAGCUGCAGCAUGCGUUUUAGGCCACUAGAGGGCAGAAAAGUAGACUCCAGAGGAAACACCCACCUGUCUGAAUGAAAGUGAAAUAUUCAGUUGCAUCAGGGUCCUGGUUCGAUCCACCGGUUCUUGACAAAAUGAUCUGUCUCUCUUUGUUCUUUGAGAUGUUUGACUUUAUUCACCAGCUGCUUGUUAACUUAAGCUCUUAGCUGUUUUACUGGAGCCAGGUAGCAUGCAGCAUGUCUGAAGUUGUGCUGUGAGAGCAGCUGUUAUUUAAGGAGUGACAGUGUGAGCUAGUGAAACUCAACCCAACAAACAAAAACAAUGGGAUGUAGAUUCUCAGUGGGAUUGGCAGUACUACAGUAGCAGUCUGUUUACCUUAGAGACUAAUGUGAUUAGUUAGUUCAAAAAAUAUUACUUAAUGGUGCGUAAAACAAACAAAUAUGUAAAACAUUUAUAAUUUUUAUACUGCUCUGAAAUUGUGAAAUGUCCCAUAUGUAAUUGACAGAAUCCAGAUGUUUUGUAAAUUUUUCUUUACUCAUUUUUAUUUAUUGAUGAAAUAAAAUUACAAUGCUCGAAUUAUGGUCGAUGUACUCUGUACUCAACAGUGUCGUACCCACUGAAACAACAAGGAGUUCCCACACAAUGUAUUCUAAUUACUUUGGUGAUUCCUUGACUUUUCCUAUAGCGCCACCAUGAGGUUGACAUUUGUGAUUUGAAGUGAAAUGUCUCAACAACUAUUGGAUGGAUUGCCAUUCAUUUCUUUUUGGUCUGGAUAUUCAUGUUCCCCUCAGGACGAACUGUUAUAACUUAGAUGAUCCCUUCAGUUUUUACCGAGCACCAUAAUCAGGUCAAGCUUUGAAUUUGUCCUCAGCUUUACAAGAUAAACUAGUAAACAUGGCAACAAUAUACCAGCUAAACAUCAGCAUGUUUGUAUGUUGACAACAGAAUUUAGCUCAAUGCAUAAAGUACAGCCUCAUAAAGCCUUUAGUCUAAACUGAUCUGUGACCCAUUUUAAAAGAUGUAUUUCUUCAACAUACCAAUGGGUUUGGUGCAGAGUGCCAUUUUGGUCUUUUCAUGGGAUUUGUUGACAACAAGAAAAACACAUAUUAACACUUAUUUUUCCAGAAGUCCUCACAAUCAACACUGAAUGACUGAAUACUAAACUUGUUUGGAGUUACUGUCUCAUUAAAGCAUGAACUAAUGGAAGCAUGAAAGUUAAAAACAUAACAGAAUGAGGAGUAAAUGGCAGAGUUUACUCCACCAUUAAAACGUUGCAGUGUAUUUGCAUGUAAACGAAACCUUUGCUCUUGGUUUCCAUCUGGUAGCGGUUUGUUUCACCCAAGUCUUUAGAAUUUGUGUCACAACAUGACUGAUGGAUUUUUUAAUUUUAAUUAAAAAGCACAAAGCUUUACAACUUACCCUCUGAGGUCUGAGAAAUGUAGCUACAUAUAGCAUAUUUUACACCAUUUUUAUAACCAAGGUGUUUUAUAUAUUUAUAAUAUUUAAUAAUAAUAAUAUUUAAUAAUAUAAUAUUUUCUAAUUUGGGUGAAACUGACCUCUUCAACUCAAACCGCACAAACUGAGACAGCCUCAGUUCAAAUGUAGUUAUGUUCCCAGUUCAAAUGUAGCUGGAAAGCUAAUAUUUUUAAAAUAAAGGCAGAAAUUCCUGAAAUAUCUAUUAGUACUUUGUAAAAACCGUUUGUUGUGCAUUACCCCUAUAUUAAUUAUCCUAUUACUCAUUUGAAUAUAACCUGACUUAAAUUAAUUAAACUAAUUAAAUAUUCUAGAACAACUUUGAGUUUUAUUAGUUUUUUCCUCAGUUAUAUUACACACUGUAUCUUGUGGUGUGAUUUUAUAUCACAUUAUAUUCUGUAGCCUAUAUUACUGUAUUU
Molecule: messenger RNA, 5068 nt
Organism: Morone saxatilis (striped sea-bass)
Lineage: Eukaryota; Metazoa; Chordata; Actinopteri; Moronidae
Product: phospholipase B1, membrane-associated-like
Exons: 40
Coding region: 1-3123 (1040 amino acids)
Biological process (GO): phospholipid metabolic process
Molecular function (GO): glycerophospholipase activity
Source: RefSeq, a predicted model, not a curated record